Messenger RNA from Microdochium trichocladiopsis, 1365 nucleotides. Its product is annotated as DHH family protein. Lineage: Eukaryota; Fungi; Ascomycota; Sordariomycetes; Xylariales; Microdochiaceae. The transcript is spliced from 2 exons. Bases 1 to 1365 code for a protein of 454 amino acids. The record is from RefSeq and is a predicted model, not a curated record.
AUGAAGCGAGCCGCGACUUCUGGUCCUGUGGGCUCGAAGAAGGCCAAGAAGCCAAGACCGGAGGUGCCCGAGUACCACCUGACGCCGUCGAUCAAGGAUGCCGCGGGCAACGACAUCUGGCCCGCGCCGCAAGCCCAGAUUGAUCGAGCCCGGGAGAUUAUCAGAGAAUGUGCCGCUGCCGGCAAAAAGACCCUGAUUGUCCCAGACAAGGACGCCGACGGGCUCAGCUCGGGCGCGAUCCUGCAAAGGACGCUGAUCCUGCUGGGCCUCGCCCCGGAGCUCAUCAGCGCACACCUGCUGCAAAAGGGUGGCAGCAUCCACGACCAGGCCGAGCGGGAAGCCAUGGCCAAGCACGAGCCGCAGUACAUCUUCGUGCUCGACCAGGGCUCCCGCCGGGCUCCUCCCGUGGUCGACACGCCGCACAGGACGGCCCUCAUCAUCGACCACCACUGGGCGGGCGACGACGAGGCCGACUUCCCCGCCGGGUCCGAGCACGUCACGGCAUGCCACUCGCCCCCCGUCGCGACCAGCUCGCUGCUCACCUACCUCAUCUGCCUGCCCCUUCACCCGGCCGUGGGCGAGCGCUGCAGCUGGCUGUGCGUGGUGGGCACGCACGGAGACCUGGGCAACACGCUGAAAUGGGAGCCCCCCUUCCCGGACAUGAAGCUCACGUUCAAGACGUACACGAAAAAGGCGCUCAACGACGUCGUCUCGCUAAUCAAUGCUCCCCGGCGGACCGCGUCCUUUAGCGUGGGCCGCGCGUGGGCCGCGCUGACGAGCGCCGCCACCCCUUCCGAGAUCCUCCAGAACCGCGACCUGCUGGCCGCCCGCGCCGAGGUCAACGCCGAGGUCGAGCGGUGCACGCACACGGCGCCCCAGUUCUCGGCCGACGCCAAGAUCGCCGUGUUCCGGAUCAGCUCGGCCGCGCAGGUGCACCCGGUGAUCGCGACGCGGUGGGCGGGCCACCUGCAGAGUAACAAGCUCGAGGUCGUCCUCGUGGCCAACGAAGGGUAUCUCCCGGGGAUGGUCAACUUCUCGUGCCGGAUCCCGCGGAGCGCGAGGGCCCGGAGCGGACCGCCAGUCAACAUCAUCGACACGCUGCGCGGGAUCGUCGAGCAGAGUCCGGACCCGACGCUGCGGGAGCGGCUGGGGGAGUCGUUUGCGAGGGGCCACAAGGAGGCGAGCGGCGGGAUUGUGCCGAAGGAGGAGUUCGAAGAGCUCAUGGCGAUCAUGGAGGUUGGUAAGAAGUCCACGGCGGCGGCGGCGGCUGACGCCGGGUCACCGACGAAGAAAGCGGGUGGGAAAGUGAUUGCAAAGCAGUCGAAUACGCUGAUGAACUACUUUGGCAAGAAGGGAACUGUAUGA